AUGAAGUGCGAUCGGCAGGUGCCUUGUGCACACUGCGUGCGGCGCCGGUGCUCCGAUAUAUGUCCCGACGGCGUACAGACCGACGGUCUCCAGCUAUUGUCGGAGGCGUCCAAUCGCCACCGCCACCGCGGGCAGGCCAGUGAUGACCACGACGGUACCCCCGCCGUUCAGUCACCUGCACGCGCCUCAACUUCACCACCUCGCUCUGCAUCGUCGUCCCUGCUACCCAUCAUGCCCGGGGUAACAAUUCCUGCAGUCGUGCCCGAUCUUGUGCAAUCUUCCUCCACGAACUCACCAAGCUUCUCCUUUCUCGACCCCGCGUCAUGGCGCAGCGUAGACUCUGCUGGGGCUCAGCUAGCCGCUUCUCAUGAGCAAGACGGCUCAGGCACGCUCCUGAUGGCCAACGGUGGGCGAUCCAAGUAUCUUGGCCCUAAUGCCUCCAGCGAGUGGCUACGCGAUCAAGAGACGCGCGAGCCCGACGAUGUUCCGGCGCCCUCACGAGUUCCAUCACCAAAGGAGUUACAUCUCCCCGGCCUCAAUCCGUCAUUUCCCUUUCUCGCCGCGGCGCCGACGACGAUGGCGUAUCUUACGUCGAAGCUGCCGCCUCGCGAGGAGGCCAAAGCUCUUGCUCACGCCUACUUUCGAUACUUCGCCUGGCAAUACGAUGUGGCCCCAAGAGCAUACUUUGAGCCGAUCUUUGAGCGCGUCUACGCUGCUGUCGAGAGCAAUAACCACGCGGUCAACCCACAGCAACUCGCCUUGCUAUUCAUUGUCUUCGCUAUGGGUGCACUGUACAGCCUUGAGCUUCCGCCCAAUGAUCCGGCCGCAGCCGAGUACCACGCUUUGUCAAAGGCAUGCUUGGUCAAGGGCAAUUUCCUCGUCAACACCGCUAUCUCGGGAGUCCAGACACUUCACAUUAUGGCACAUUUCCAUUUAGAAACAGAAGAAGGAAGGAAUGGUGACCCUGCAUGGCCGCUGUGGGGCUUAGCAAUGCGUAUCGCCCAGGCCAUGGGGUUGCAUCGUGAUGGAGAGUCAUGGGGGCUGCCACCAGACGUCAUCGAAGAGAGACGACAUGUGUUCUGGGAAUCGAAUGCCGCCGACAUCUUCCAGGCCAACAACUUCUGUCGCCCAUGUUCCAUUUCGCCUGACUACGUCGACACGAAGCUCCCAAAAGAGAAGAGCUCUGUCGUUAAUGAUGGGCGAGGUUAUUUUACUCUCAAAUGGGAGCUUGCGGUGAUCUGUGGCCAAGUUCUGGACCUCAGCAUGAAAAUCAAGAAGCCGCUCGAUUCCGGUGUCCCAGGUUUGCACCGUCGACUGACUGAAUUCGAGAGCAGCAUUCCGUACCCUCUACGUUGCCGCUCGGCUCUCCUCGCUUUGCCCUCUCGGUACGCCGACUCUGAGUCAGCAAUCCGCGACAGUCCUGAGCAAUGCACUCUCGCCAUUAACGUCUCUGAAGCCUUCCUAUUCCUGCAUCGCCCCAACUUUGUGAAGGUUCUACGAGAACAGCAUGACGACCCGACGAAGUCACCGUAUGCGCAGUCCUUUUUCUCAAUUCUUGAGCGCUGUAAUGUCAUGAUCGUAGUCGCCGCCACUGUGCACAGCCUGUUCCCUGCCAUUGCUGUGCGGCACUGGUUCUUCUGGCAUCAUACCUUUAACUCAGCCGUAACAAUGGGCACCCUCAUCAUCCGGAACCCUCAGAACACCUUGGCACCCUACGCUUUGACUCUUAUAGACUCAACCAUCCUACUCCUCUCCCGCGUGAUCGUUUCCUGGCCGUCGCCCCGCAUGGCGAAGAACCUCAAAUGGUUGCAUCGCUUGCGUGGUCGCGCAGCAGCCAAGCUGUCCGCUGUAACCCCGAAUCCGAACCCAAACCCCGCACCUGCGGCCGGAACAGACAGCGUCUCCGCGUCGGAUGACGAAGAUGUUGAGCUCGUCGGCUGGUGCACGCGUCUUGUGCAGCGGGGUGCCACCGGCUCGCAGACGGUGCGGACCAUUCUGUCAAAGUCGGCGCCGUCUCCUAAUGUGUUUUCAUCGCCCAGCACUGAGCUCGGUUCCCUCCUCGACGCGGUCAUUCGCAACGCCAAUGUUGAGGGGGGAGUGGGUGGGUCUCAGAUGCCCAUUACGUCGCCGAGCCACACGGACCCCAACACCGACACUCUCCUUCAUGAGUUCUGGGAUCCGAUGCUCAUGAUGGUGCCGUCAGACAACCUCGGUUUCACUUCCGGUGCAGAUUCAACGUGGUGGGAGUUUGACGCUGGAUCCGGGGCGCUGCCGGAACAGACUGAAUAG
Messenger RNA from Cutaneotrichosporon oleaginosum, 2289 nucleotides. RefSeq lists its product as uncharacterized. Gene Ontology annotation, biological process: DNA-templated transcription. NCBI's taxonomy places the organism in Eukaryota, Fungi, Basidiomycota, Tremellomycetes, Trichosporonales, Trichosporonaceae. The record is from RefSeq and is a predicted model, not a curated record. Gene Ontology annotation, molecular function: zinc ion binding; DNA binding.